AUGGCCACUAAAGCCUCGAUCCCUACGAUUGACCUCGCUCCAUACCUAGCCGCAGAUGCCACACCUCAAGGCAAACAAGCAGUCAUUGCAGCCAUAUGCAAUGCCGCUAGAACCUAUGGUUUUUUCACUAUCGUUGGUCACGGCAUUCCUCUGAAGGAUCAAGAGACUGCGCUUGAAUGUGCCCAGCGUUUCUUUGAUCUUCCCGAGGAGGAGAAGAUGUCUGUUUUCAUUGAGAACGCCUUAGGAGCGUCGAAUCGUGGGUAUGAAGUUUACAGAGGCCAGACCUCGGAGCCAGGCACUCUACCCGACAUGAAAGAGGGCUUCGUUGUUGGUGCUGAAAUUCCACCAGACCACCCUGAUGCGGGCACUUUUUUGACAGGUCCUAAUCAGUGGCCAAAGUCUCUGACAACAGGCGAGUUUCAAACACCUGUUAUGCACUACCGAGACACUAUGGUUAAGCUCGCCGAAAAGGUUUUGGGGAUCUUGGCCUCAGGACUUCCUCAAGAGUGGGGCUGUGAGCCAAACGUUUUUGACGAGUUUCUCAUCAAUCCAUCAGGCAACUUGCGAUUGCUACACUACCCCCCUCAGCUAUCCACUGACCCUCGGCAACUCGGAGCUGGCGCGCACACAGACUUUGGUGGGAUAACCUUUCUUCUGCAGCAACCGGGAACAAAGGGCCUUGAGGUCUGGUACCCGCCUACUGAGAGCUGGGUACCCGUUCCUGUAACACCAGACUCUUACGUUGUGAAUAUCGGCGAUCUGAUUGAGAAGUGGACGGCUGGUUAUUAUCGUAGUUCUUUGCAUCGUGUCAUCAACUUCGGCGAGCAGCACCGCUAUUCCGCCCCGUUUUUCUUAAAUGGAAACAUGAAGCUGGAAACACAGUCACUCGAUGGAUCUGGUCACCACUUCGGCGUUAGAGAACAUUUCAUGAUGAGGCUUAGAAGGUCACUAGGUGAAGAGAGGAGCAAGUUCCUCGAAAAGGGUUCAACAGCGACGAAUGUGACGAAGAUUGAGAUACCGGCAUAG
This is a messenger RNA of Ascochyta rabiei, 1026 nucleotides long. RefSeq lists its product as uncharacterized. The record is from RefSeq and is a predicted model, not a curated record. Gene Ontology annotation, molecular function: dioxygenase activity. The transcript is spliced from 3 exons. Lineage: Eukaryota; Fungi; Ascomycota; Dothideomycetes; Pleosporales; Didymellaceae. The coding region runs from base 1 to 1026 and encodes 341 amino acids.